CCGCCAUCACUAUAUAUUCUCUCACAAACCCCGUAACGCCAAAAACAGAGCGAGAGAGUGUGAGAAGAGAAGAGAAGAAAAUUAUUUAACUAAAUCCCUUCUCUUCUCCCCUUUCUCCGGCCAAAAUGUCGACGUUACCUAAAACCUCCGACGUAGACAACGAGGACAUGCAGGAGAUCGCUUUCGCAAACAACGCACGCUUCUGCUCUUGGAUUCCAUGUUUCUCAUCCGAAACAUCGCCGUCGUGGUGGGAGCCGGUGCAGUCUCCGGUGAAGUCGCCGGAGAAUAAAGCGAAGUGGUGGUUCCGUGGAUGGAUGAAGGUUCGUGAAUGGUCGGAGGUUAUUGCCGGUCCGAAAUGGAAAACGUUUAUUCGUCGAUUCAAUAAAAACCGCAACGUUUAUGUUAAACAAGGUUCGUUAAAUUACGAUCCGUUAAGUUACGCUCUGAAUUUCGAUGACGGAAAUGUUGGAGAUGACGGUAUAAGUUACGGUUACGGCGGUUUUUCUGCGCGGUUUGCUUCUGUUCCGGCGUCGGCCAAAUCUUCUAUGGAUAUCGGGAAAGACGCGCCGUCGGUUGCGUGAGUGUCACGUGCCGCGAGUUUAAGAAGCGAAAAAUGGAGCGGCUAUCGUAACUGAGUUUUAGAGAUCGGUCGUACGCCGAUUAGACUAACGUGCGCUGGGAGCGAAAUGGCGAUAAUUUGUUGAACGCGGGUGUUUGGGAAUUGUGAAUUGAAGCGUUUUUUGUGCGUGGAAUUGAAACCUUUGUUUCCACCGCAUUAUUAUUAGUUAUUGGAAUUAGAUUUUUGUGUUUUUGUUUUUUAUUCAUUUGAUGUUGUACAUUGAGAAAAAUAAUAGUAUGUAUUAUCCUUUUUAGCGGUC
This is a messenger RNA of Cicer arietinum (chickpea), 878 nucleotides long. RefSeq lists its product as uncharacterized. Lineage: Eukaryota; Viridiplantae; Streptophyta; Magnoliopsida; Fabales; Fabaceae. The record is from RefSeq and is a predicted model, not a curated record.